Drosophila busckii is the source of this 2759-nucleotide messenger RNA. RefSeq names its product intracellular protein transport protein USO1-like. The record is from RefSeq and is a predicted model, not a curated record. NCBI's taxonomy places the organism in Eukaryota, Metazoa, Arthropoda, Insecta, Diptera, Drosophilidae. Gene Ontology annotation, cellular component: Ndc80 complex. Bases 133 to 2175 code for a protein of 680 amino acids. Gene Ontology annotation, biological process: attachment of mitotic spindle microtubules to kinetochore. The transcript is spliced from 2 exons.
AAGUUCCUUUUCGUUCAAAUGAACUCCAUGUGAGCAAAACGGCAACUCGGCAGCAAUUUUCAAAUUGAAAUUAACGCGUCUCUCUGGAUUACGGUUAUUCUCAAAGCCCUGUUAUUUAAUCAAUAUAAAGCAAUGUAUAAACCACGUAGAACUUCGGAGUUUCAUGAUGAGAUUCGCGAGGAUGGCGGUUUUGCAAAAACACGACAGACAAGAUCGACGUUGCGCACUUCUUCGACGCCCAUGAAUAAAGCGGGAAUGCUCAGCCAGUGGCAGCUGCAGACAAACAGUCGAGCCACUUAUGGGCAGGAACGCGGCACACCAAUGCGCACGGGUCCGCCAAUUACUACAGCCAAGCGCAGUGCGCUUAGUUUAAGUGUGACGCCAUUACGCGCGCACCAGGCCUCAUCUGUUGAACGAGCGGGACCGCUGCAUUCUGACAAGAAAUGGGUGCAGGAGCAAACACAGAUAAUAAGCGAGCAACUGAACGAGAUGAUGCAUAUAAAGCCAAUCGCAGGAUUCUCUACAGACUUUUUCAGUCGAGGAGCCGCUUCGCUGCGCCAAAUGACCAAGAAACAGUUUGUGGGAAUUGUGAAUUACUUUUUGCAAUUCAUAUGGCCCAAUCGCAAGAUUGUGGAUGACACCAAGCAUGUAGAGGACAUAACUAGCGCACUGGCCAAGCUUAAUUAUCCAUAUCAAGUGAAUAAAUCCUGGCUAAUUACUCCAACCACUCAAUCCUCAUUUGGGCAUGUGAUUGUGUUGUUCGACUUCCUCAAGGAUUUUGUGCCAGAGCUCACAACUGAACACGAAGCAGAGUUCCCAUUUAUGGAGACUAACGAGCAUCCCAGCUACUUGCAGAACACGCAAGACUCUGUGAUGCUAUCCACUACCGCAGGCUCCACCGUGCAGCUGGACGAGGAAAUUAACUCUUUGCUGUUCUCCAAAUCCGCGGAAUGCUUUGCUUUGUGGGAUGACAACAAAAGCGAUGAGUAUGCGUUGCUAAAGCGCAAAAUUAGCGAUCAGAUAGUACAACGAAUUUGCGGUCUACCUGACACUGAUACGCUGGACGCAGAUUGUGCCAAGCUAAUCGAGCAGCUGCAAGUGUUAGACAAGCAGCUGCAGGUGCCCAAUAAUCUGCAGGCAGAGCUACACUCGGCUCGCACUCGGGAGCAGCAAUUGCAACAUGAGCUGCAGACGCUGCAUGGUAAAAUUAAGAGCUAUAAGGCACAAAUAAAGGAGCUAAAUGCACGCGCAGCACAGAAUGCUAACAACAUUAAGACGUUGCACCAGAAUCUAAAGCAAGUGAAGCGGCAUAUAGAGACGCAGAAGUAUACAGUAGAGCAGGUGGAACAGUUGCAAGUGCAGUUGGUGGACUUGAAGAACAAGACGCAAUUCCAUGUGCGUCAACUUAACGAUUUGGGCAAGCACAGUGACAAGCAGCAAGUGCGACUCUCACGCGUUAAAAAGGAACUGCUGGACCAUGUGGAAAAGUACAACAAGCAAGCACAGAACAUAGCGCUGGACUCGGACAUUGACAAAACCAUAGAGCUCAAGCAGCUGGUGUUGAUGUUAUCGUUCCCGCCGCAGCUGGAGAGCAUACAGGACUGUCGCCAGCGUCUGACCAAACUGUCGGCUCUGCUAAAGCAGCACAAUCUGCAAUUGAAGGAGCGACUGCGCCAACUGGAGCUCUACUAUAACGAAAGAAUGUCUAAUAAUGAACAACUUGAAGCACGUUUGACCAGCAGCAAGGCGCUACUAAAGACUCAAGAGCAGCAGCUGGCCGAAUUGCAGCAAAUGCGCAAGGCGAAGGCGAGCAAAUGGCAACAGUAUCUGCAGCAGCUAAACGACCGCAAAGCGCAGCAGGCUACGUCCAUUAUAAAGCUGCAACAGCAGAAUGAUGAGUUGACACGCCAGCUGGAGUCCUUGAAAAAAAAUAAUUUAGGUAUUGUCAGUGCUGGUGAGCUGCGGCAGCAGGAACAGUUGAAGGCCAAGGACAAGUACAUCAAGGAGCAGACAGCGCUGCUGUCGGAAAUCGAGGAUAAGGCACAGCAGCUGAGGAUGGCCAUGGAGCAGAACGAAAAGCUGCUGAACAAGGCUGAAGAGCUCUUGGACAGCAUUCAGCUGACUCCAUACAAAGAUCAGCUAGCUGACAUGUUCAAUAAGAAGAAAGAAUCCUAAUUGCAUAUACAAGCAGCUGACCAGGGGUAAAGAGCUCUUGGGCAGCAUUUCGCUAUCUUCAUGCCAAGAUUAGUAUACAGAUACAAUUACAGUUUGAGCUGCAAACACUGCAUGCUACGAUUAAGAGCCAUAAGUAUCGGAUAAAGGAGCCAAAUACAUGCUGAAUUCAUCACAAUAUGAAGAAACAAGGCUAAUUGCAUUUACAUACAUAUUAUCAACUUUUAAUUUUCGUAUAAGGAAACUUUGCAGAUAAGCUAAUUACAUUUGUUUUUUUUUUUAUAUCAAUAGUAUUUAUGAUUAUGCUGAAUAUAUACAUGAAUUUGUUAAUAAGUUUUAUGUUAAAUUCUUGUCUUGUGCUUAUCAGCUUUGGGCUAUCGGCAAAUAUCAUUAGGUGUGAGAGAGAUAGGUUCCGAGAGAGCGAGAGUAUGGCAAGCUUAAGAGCAACCUCGGCGCGUGCUUCUCUUCUCUUAAGUGUGCUAACUGCAUAUUGUACAUAUUGGCGUCUCGCUCACACUUGUGUUAGUUACAAAUUGCACAUGGAUUGAUAUAACUUCAUACUGUGUUGGUUUCUUCUUAUUGUAGUC